Molecule: messenger RNA, 1224 nt
Organism: Saccostrea cuccullata (small rock oyster)
Lineage: Eukaryota; Metazoa; Mollusca; Bivalvia; Ostreida; Ostreidae
Exons: 3
Source: RefSeq, a predicted model, not a curated record
GUAGGUAAAACAGAACUAGAGUUACCUGAAGUUAGAAAGAGCCAGGAAGAUGCUUAUUAUGUGGACAUCUAUCCUAUGAUCUGGAAGGAGUUUAAGAAGAAGGGAUAUGUCACCAUGUUUGCCGAGGAUGAACCCUCAAUUAGUGCUUUCAACCUUAGAUUAAAUGGUUUUAAGGAAUCCCCCGUGGACCAUUAUAUGAGGCCAUUUUGGCAGGCCAUCUGGGACUCCGAACUCCGAGAACGGAGUAAGAGAUAUUGCACAGGUGGUACACCUCAUCAUCAAUUUUUAUUAGAAUACCUUAAAGACUUCUACGUGAAAUAUCAGAAUGUUUCCAAAUUUUCCUUAACAUUUUUGGCCGAAUUGACUCAUUGGGAUAAUAACCCGGGAGAAUAUUUAGAUGUGGAUUUUGUGAAUUCUUUGAAAGUUUUCAGCAAGUUGGGAUUUCUGGACAAUACUCUAUUGAUUGUGAUGGGGGACCACGGUGCUAGGUAUGGAAGAAUCCGGCGUACGUUACAAGGGAAAAUGGAAGAGAGGCUCCCCUUCAUGAGUCUGCAUUUUCCUCAUCGAUUUAAAUUCAAACAUCCUCAUUUAAUUAAACUUCUGUCAAAAAACGCUAAUCGAUUGACGACACCAUUUGAUGUCUAUGAGUCACUAAGGGAUGUCCUUGAUUCGUCAAGGUUGUAUAAACCUGUCACACCAAGCAGAGGAAUCAGCCUCCUUCAGGAGAUUCCAGCCAAUCGGAAUUGUGCGUCUGCUCAUAUUGACCUACAUUGGUGUUCAUGUUUAGUGCAAAGUAAGGUGGACCCAAACAGUGAUAAUAUAAAAAUCAUGGCGAACCAACUUCUCAGACAUAUCAAUGAUCUAACUCUGCCAUUGAGGGAGUCUUGUCAUGAGCUGUCAAUUCAUAAAAUAAAAUCUGCAAAUUUAAUAAGUUCUAAUGAAAAGGUUUUGAAAUUUAUGAAAACGGUGGAUGCUGAUCAGAGAGUGGCCAACUUUAGUUCAGAAAUAAAUGUAGAUGUUGCACAUUACCAAAUCACCAUGGAAACACUUUCAAACUAUGCACAAUACGAGGGAACAGUGACUAAGAACUUGAAGGACAACAAAUAUGAAGUUUUCCGCAGUAUUAGUAGAUUAGAUCACUAUGGCAACCAAUCUGCUUGUGUGAUGAAGCAGUACCCUGAUCUCAGAAAAUUUGUCACUGCAGAUAAUAUAUAUGGAAUUUGA